AUGGAAGAAGAGUUUUACAAUGCGUUUGCUACCCCAGUUGCUCCAAUUACAGCUGCCGAAAUUGUGGAAAUCAAAAAUGAAAUGGGAACGUCUCAAAAGCCUCCAAAGCUUAUAUACAUUGAGGAUUUCAAAGGAUGGCAAAACCGUUUUGAAACAUGGGUGCAAGCCUAUAAGUUUGAUGCAUGGGUUUCAUUGGACAAAGAUUACGUUAACCCAAAAGAUGAAUGUGGAAGUGAAAAAUCUUUGAGUGAUUAUUCAGCAGAUGAGAAAUUAAAAUACACAACUUAUAAAGGUGAAAUGACUAAGAGGACUAUCGAUAGAUAUUGUCAUCUUGUCCAGGAAAUGAAAAGAUUAGAGAUCAAAAAGGAAGAUGAUGAAUGGGUUGAUAAGCUAUCUGAUGCAUUACCACAAGAUAAAUGGGGAACUUAUCUGUUGAUUUUAAAACAUAUGAGAAAAUCUGAAAGCAUGAAUUUGUGUAAGUUCAUCCAGAAGAUCGAAGAACAUGAAUUGGAUGUUCAGAAAACUGCUAUCAUGAAUAAUCCAAAUGCUCAACAAGAUGAUAAUAAAAUCGAGAUGUUGAAAGAGAAAAGGGCUGCUCGACUGGAGAGAGAAUUGGAAGAUUUGGAAGCAAGAAGGAUUGCUGAAGAAAAGGCAAAAAUGGAAGCUGAAAAAGCAAAAGUUGAAGAAAAUUCAACAGAGAAGGUCGAAGAUGAAGAGUGUAAGAAAUGGGUUGUUAAAUCAGAGAGUAGUUCUGAUAAUGAAUCUGACUCGUCAAAGUCAGAGGAGUCAUUUGUUGUGAAAAAUGAUGAGAAUUCCGUUCCAGAAAUGAACGAUGAAAAAUUUCCGCCAUUGUCAAAAGAAAACUUGAAGUUAAAAGUUGGAAAGAUUGAAAUCUCAAAUCAAUUCUUCCCUGGUAAGGAAGAAUUUGAGGCUGAAAAGUUUUCAAUGGAAAAGUGA
This is a messenger RNA of Helianthus annuus (common sunflower), 957 nucleotides long. RefSeq lists its product as uncharacterized. The coding region runs from base 1 to 957 and encodes 318 amino acids. NCBI's taxonomy places the organism in Eukaryota, Viridiplantae, Streptophyta, Magnoliopsida, Asterales, Asteraceae. The transcript is spliced from 4 exons. The record is from RefSeq and is a predicted model, not a curated record.